GACCGCGAGAUCGUGACCUGAGCUGAAGUCGGACGCUUAACUGACUGAGCCACCUAGGCACCCCUAAUUUACUAAUUUUCUAACUGUAUUCAGUCUUGAUUAUAUAUUAUUUGUUGAGAUUUCAAAUUUUGAUGCCUAUGUUUUUCAUUUUCAAGUUUUCUAAUUGGUUCUUUUCAUAUCUACCUAUAAAUUAUUUCAUUCUGUUUUUAUUUGUUCUUUUAAGAUGGAAAUUAUUUCUUCACUUUUUUAGCACCCUAAGCACAUUGAUUUGAUAAUCAUGAGGAGAAGGAGGUGGAGGAGAAGAGGAUGGUGACAAUGAUUAUCAUUAUUAUUAUUUUAUUAAAGUCUUUGAGAGACUGUUUUACAAAAUUAAUCUCCUCUGAAGUAAUUUCCUAUUCCAAUUGUUGAUUUUGUUAUGUUGUCUAUCUUUUGUAGCAUUAGAUUUCUACAUGUCUUUGGGAACUUGAGUUUGUUUAUUUUAAGUAGCAUCUCUCUAUUUCUCUUCCUUUCCCUCUUUCUCUCCUUCUGUGUAAAACACUUCCUUUCUAGUUGCUUUUUGUGACUGUCUCAUUUGCACCCCUACUCCUGAUCUAAUGUCCAGAACCUGGUCUUAAAAUGACAAUAAGUGGCUCUUCUCCUGUAGAGAUAUGGGGAUGUUGUGGAUUCAGGUAGAGUGCCAACAGUUUCUAAUUGAGAAUAAUAAUCAAUAUUUACUGAGUUAAUACUAUAUGCCAGGCACUAUUCUACAUAUAUUAUUUCAUAUAAUGUUCCUAACAGUUCUAUGAGUUAGAUACUACUACUACUAUUGCUACGACUACUAUGACUAUUACUUCUACUAUCACUUACCACAAUGAUGACCAUUUUACAAAUGAGUAAAUUAAGGCAUGUUAAAUAAUGCCUUUAGUGAAGACAAACCAGAACAUUUGAAUGAAUGAAUGAAUGAAUGAAUGAAUGAAUAAAUAAUCCAUUGUUGCUGGUAGCAGAUAGACUGAACUCAGACCAAAUUAAUUUUCUGGCUUUUUUUCCCUAUCAUUAUUAACCAAAAACUAUGGGUAUAUGUCACUGGAAUAUAAGUUUGUAGUUUAUAAUAGUCAAUUUUAUUAAUAUGAAAUUAUUUUAUUUCUAUGAAAUUUUUGUAGUCCUAUAGACAAGUACUCUCCUACUCCAAAUCUCUAUCCAACUCUCACCCAUAGAAAGCACUUUAUAAUGUCAAGGGAAAAGAUGUGAUCCAAAGGGCAGGCUGAAAUGCUGAAAGUGAUACCUAAUAGUACCUAUCUCAUCUUUUUUGACUCUCAUGUUAAUUUUUAUUAUACUUAUUUUACAUAUGAAUAAAUAGAGUCUCCAGGAGUUAAAGAAAUUGCCUAAGGAUAUAUUGCUAGUGAGGGACAGACUCUGAGUCAGGAGCCAAACUUGUGUCUUCUGAUUCUUAAUUAUUCUUUGCAUGUUUUCAUCAUACCAUGAUACCCACCUGUAAUGAAAUACCCACCUAUAGCAAGAGAGAAACAGCUCCCCCUCCUCACCAUUUUUAUUUCUUAUAGAGAUGUUUAUAGUUAUGGUAGGUUCUUCAGAGAUCACGGACAGGAACUUGGAUGUCUCAGAAAAGAACAUCAAGGACUUUAUGGAGGCACUCCAAGUUGCUGGUCAGGUGAGGACAUCUCAGACAUCUUCCUGGCUCCAGCCAGCAUAAGGCCAUCUCGAUCAAGGUAUUUGGUUGGGCACACACCCAUUGUGCCAGGAGAGUGGGAAAAUUUCCAGUCAGCAGAGCACUACUUGGUCCAGUCCAUUCAUAGCUCCAGGUCUAGUUCCAGUGUUCCUAGUCUGACCCAUAUUCUUCACUCCUCAACCUCUGAUCCAGCUUUAAUCCUCUUUCUAGAUUUACUCCUCCUCUUCCUUUCUUGACCAGGGAUCAUUAUUCUCUUUAUUAUCUUUACCCUUCAACCUUCCUUUCUCCUUGAGUCCCCUCUCUCCUAUAGUUGUCAGCAGAUAAUGUCUUACAAACGCUCAAGUUGCUGAAAGUCAAAAUCCUAAAUAACAAGAUGGCAACUCCACGAUGCCAGAAGGUGACAGAUAUCAUCGUUGACUACAUGAAGACCAUGGUGAGGAGCUGUGCCUCUGGGUUGGGAGCUUUGGGGAAAGAAAGCACCCCAGGUAUGAGCCCAAGAGUUCUUUCUGGUGGAUGAUGACACUUGGAAACUAAACUAUGUGAGAACUUGGAUAUGAGUAUCUCAUUUCUAAACAGUUUGCUGGAGUCCAUAUCUUGUACUGUGAGCCUAUCUCAAGAACUGUGACAUAGACAGAACUGGAAGAUACAGUAGUGAAGUGAAGUGGUGAGGCAGGAGGAGUGAAAUGGAAAGGGGGAAGGAUUUGGGCUGUUGAUCUCAGAGUCUGACCUGGUUUUCAGACUGUGUCCUGGGAUUCCUUAGGUGGUCACCUUUGUUAUUACAACUCAACUAAGCAUCUCAAUCUAUUUACUAACUUAUUUAAACCCACAUAUCUGUAUGCUAACCCACCUUUAGACUGAACAUUCAUGAUAUCUACUUAUCCAUCUAUUCACAUACUUUGUACUUACUUCCCUGACAUUGGGUUAAUCUGGUUCCUUAUUUUCUUUGUUAACUACCUACCUAUGGGGUAUCUUCCUUCCAGUUUGCCUGCCUUCUUUGGCAGGCCUGUCUUCUGAUCAAGACCACUGACCUUCCAGGGACUUCCAAAGUUGCUUCUGUAAUCUACCCACUUUCCUGAUGAUUCACUUGCUGCUGCAGUGAAACCUCUGUGCUUUGGAAACCUUAAUCCCCACUCCCACCCCAAUACACAGAUUGUGCAGAUUUCUUGUCUUCCUGUUCUUUGCACACUUUAGGAAGCUCUUGCCCUCCAUCACUGGGAAGGUGUCUGUUGGAUGGGUGGUAGAAGCCAGAGGGAGAACUGGAGGAGUUGUGCACUGAAGUCCUAUUGGCUCUGGGGUUCCAGUCUCCAGGAAUAGUCAUCUUCAAGCUGUGGGACAGAUGGCAUUUGAACAACCUGCCCCCAAACGGUCUCCUGGUUGCAGUGGGGAGACUCAUCUUCUGCCAGGGUGCAGACCCCUACAUUGGUGUCACAUGGGAAUAUAUCCUGCACCUUCUGAGGAUGGCCCAAAAGGAGGAUGACAUGUUGGCAGUAUGUCAUGUGCUCAAAGGAUUGGUCAUCAGUGCCCGGAAACAUCUGGACCUGGGUACUAAGAAUGAUGAAAUAAUGGACAUCACACAAGAGGCGCUGUCCAUCAAGGCUUACCUCACCCUUCGGGUUCUCUUCAAUCGUUGGUCCCUGAGGAGCAACAACAAGGUGACAGAGGAAGCUCUGGUGAUAAUUGGUCAUCUCUUCUUCCUCAUUCCACCAUCCAAACUCAAGAAUCAAGUGAACCGUUUAACCCGAUGGUUAAUGACUUUGAUGUCUGCAAAAGUGGCACCUUUCUACAUUUCCCAGUGUAUCUUCCAACUUAUAGAUGCUCUGGCUCUUAGUGGCUGUGGAGGUAUAAACUUGGAAUCCCAGCUGGGAAAUAUUAUAGGCAUGCUGUUCAAACAGCUGAGUGAAACAGUUGAGGACUCAAAUCAUCACUCUGUACAGAACCACAGCCUUGCCCUGAAGGCCUUCUAUAUCCUGACCAAGUUAUAUAAUGAUCGGGUGGUAACCUUAAUACGAGAGAACGUGGAAUCCAAGGAUCCAGCCAAGAUAGUAUCAACCAUUCAAAUUUUCACAGAUGUGCUCCAGAAAGUGCCCCAGACAGAGCAACUGAAGAAUGAGGUGAUGCAUUCAGUCAUAAUCAUGAUUCAGGAGGAUCUCAAACCAGUGCAAAGGGCCCUCCUGAACUUCAUCGAGAUGCUGAUCCAGCAUGACUACUUGGCCCCGCCCCAGGGGAGCAUCAUCAUCAACUAUGUCAUCAAGCUCAGCGAGUCUGACUGCUCAAAUGAAGAGGACAUCCAACUAACGUGUUCCAAAAUCCUACAGAUGGUAACCUUGCCCAAACUGAUCACCUUGGUAUGCCAGCCCAGAAACACCUUGGCCUUCGUGCCCCUGAGUAAGAUGGCCACGAAAAUGGCUCUGAGGGCCCGUUCCCUGGGCCAGGUUCCCUACCUCAGCAGCUUUCACCUCAGGCCUACCCAGUUCAUCUCCCCACAGAAACUCCUGACCCAUCUUGUGAUGUUUUCCCUGAAGCCCUAUAGAGAAGGGGAGUUUGGUGUAAGCUCUCUAAGGCUACUAUAUGCCCUGCAUCCUAUCACCUCCCUGCACCCCGUUAUCAACUCGAAUGUGGGCCAGCUAUGGAUGACGGAGAUCCCACAGAUGUUGCAGAUGCUGGAUGAUCACACUGAGAAGAGCCUGAAUCAGGAGGAGUGGGAAGGCAGGCUGCUCCAGUUUUCAAGUCAGUCAUUAUUGGCUAUCGAUGAUGACAGCUGGCUGGAGCAACUCAUUAAGGUUGUCUUGGAGAGGAUAAAUUAUUUCAGCGAUGAUGAUGAGGAGAAGGCUUUUCUAUAUAAAUUCUUUGGCUUCACCCUGCGGACCUCGAGGAAUAUAAAAAUGGUGCAGAUGAUGCUCUCCGCCAUCCUACAAACUGUCCAUGAAGAGCUGCAGGAGAGGGAGGGCAUUGCUGUGGCGCUCAGUAUCGUGUCCAUGAAACAUCUGAAGGUAACCCUGGACCAACUGCAAGCAUAUAGUGCUAUACUCACUGACAAGAACUCAUCAUCCAUCCUCAAACUGAUGAAGGAACAUCAGCAAAGGGAAUGGGGGCUGGUCUGUAACAUCAUCUACUUAAGCUAUAGCAAGAUUAUUUCAGAGAGCAAGGGAGCCAUCUUCAUGCAUUUAGAUGACAUCCUGGCCAUUGUCCUGCAACACUACCGCAACUGUAUUGUAGAAAAGGAUAAGAACCUGAAGCUGGAGUACCUGGAUGCCCUGACCAAGCUAAUAAACAUCUUGAGCAGCCAGCCCAUGGCCUUUCAAUUCAAGUUCCCUCAGAAAAUAGAAAUUGUAACCUUUAUGAUGGAGUUAAUCAGGGAGGAGCCAUUGAAUUCCAUCUCCAGUUCCAUUAGGCAGAGGGCAAUGAACUUCAUCACUAACUUCAGGAAGCUCCAUCCCCUCACAGAGGUGGAAGAAAGAACAGAGCUACUCCAAACGUGCUUUCAGAGUGUGCUAUGCCUGCCAUCCACAGAGGAUUUGCAGAAGGAGGCAUCCAGUUCCCAGGAAGCCCAGGCCACUGAAGAUUUGCUCAUGGAGACCCUUCAAUCCCUCCUAAGGCUAAUGGAGACACUUAUUGUUGAGAUGCCUUCUCAGAUCCAGUACUGUUUGGAGCAUCUGAACAUAUGGCUGAAUUCCCAGAACGACAAUGAGAGGGAACGGGCCAUGUGGUGUGCUGCCCGUAUUCUUGGCUUCACUGCAAAAUGGAACAACUUUGGAGUGGAGAUCAAGUUCUCUCGGUUGGGGUGCUUGGUAAGGCUGCUGGCCAUGCGCUGCCAGGACCCAGUGGACAACAUCUGCUUCCUGUCUUCACAGGCAGUCUACAAUCUCUACCGUAUCCUCCUGCUGCAAAAGCAGAUGCAAAGGAAAAAACAGGGCUUAUGGGAAGAAGAGGGCAAGAGUGAAGUCUAUAGUGCCAACGUGUUCUAUAACAACACCUUUGAGAUUGCCAAGGCAUUUGCAGAGUACUUCACCGAGAUGCAGCUCACCCACCUGGUGCUGACGGCCAUGGAGGGUCUGACUGACAGCAAGGCCACGGUGUCUCUGGCAGCAGCCCAGCUGAUGAGUGCUGUCAUGAAAGAACGGGGCAGAGAUAUGAUAAAGAUUGAAGAAAUUGUGGAGGGGAUUGUGGGACGGCUCAACUUACAGCUGGAGCCCAACACGCAGGAGGAGACAAUGCGGGCCAUGUGCUUGCUGGCUGGCAACAACACCCACAGGGUUGUGCCCAUGCUGCUCAACAAGACCCUGCCUUGGGACAGAACCAAUCUGGCCCUUUGGAAGGCAUUUGGCACCCGGCGAGAGACCACAAUCAGCGUCCUGCAGCUGCUCAUAGGCAUCCUGGAAAAGCUCCACUCCAGAGAGGAAUCUAGGGAGAUGGCCUUCCAGCCUGUGGCGGUGACAUGUGCUUUGUGUGAGAUGCUGUCAGGGUCCCUGUGCCAGGAGGCUGUCCAGGAGCUCUACCCCCGGCUGUUGCUGGCUAUACUGCAUCAUCUCUACUGGGUGAUUGAACAAAACGUCCCCCAGAAGAUGGUGGUCUACAACAGGGAGGAGGGCCCAGGCCACAAAAGCAAGCCCUUUGAUCCUACUAGUUGUGCCUUGGAGGUAGUGAAGCUGGUGUUCAUGGCAGCUGCAUAUGAAGGAGUGGUGGUCUAUGCAAAUCAGCAUCACUGCUGGGACCUUCUGUCCAGCCCCAAGUUUUACUACAUAGGGAUCAUGGACCUGACAAGUGGCAUUGUGAAGAACUGUGAACCUGCCAUCCUGCAUCGAAUCCUCAACCUCAUCAGGAACAUCCUCUAUAGCUCCAACUAUCACAGGAGGAUUCUGGCCAGGACUUUCUAUGCACAGCUGCUCUGGCACCGAUCAGUGGCUCAGACUGUGGGGCAAGACUUUUUGGGCAAUCUAAUCAAGUGGACCAACGAGCCCAACAUCAUUAUGAAAGAAGUUGGGCUCCGUGGAAUCAGUAACCUCGCAUUGCACCCAGGACAAUCAGAAUCUCUGAAGAGCCAGGUUCCAUUCUUGCGAGACUUCCUGAAGAAUGAGGCACGAGUGACAAUGCAGGCAGUAAAGAGCCUACGGAACAUCAUCUGCUUUGGGAAGCAACAGAACACCAAGGUGGUAUUUUGCAGCAUCUCCAAGCAGCUGCGUCCACUCAUCAAUGAUGAGAGGGACCUGGUGAAGAUCUCGGCCACCUCUGCCCUGGGCCACAUGCUGCAUCGAGUUCACAAAUUCAAGCCGGGAGCCAUCACCCGAAGAGAGAUCUACAGUUUUCUAGUCCCGCUGCUGCUUAGCAUUCAGGAUAAUAACACCGAGGUAGUCAAGGCCUGUGGAGGGGCCCUGACUGAGUGGACUAAGGUGAUUGGCUGGUCAUCACUCACACAGACAUUCCAGCACACCACCCUCAGUGAUCACAUCCAGGUAUUGGAAGAAACGUGCAAGUACCUGGUGGGCACAAAAAAAAUACAGCUUGUGGGGGAGUUUCUGUCCCAGAGCUUCGACUUCCUGACGAGCCCUCAGUCCUUCCUACGGGAAGCUGCCAUCAACUUCAUAGGAUUAACAAUUAAGAGGUUAACCAUGAAACGAAUUCACGAGGAUGAUGUGGAGCUGUUACAGAAUGCUAUUGGAAGUCUGAGGAAUGAUCCUGUGGAAUCUAUCCAGUCUUUGGUCACUACUACCCUGAAAAACCUUGAUGAAUAUCUUAAUCCCGAGUCUAUCUCUGCUACCAGGAUGAGCCAGCUGAGCAAUAACAUCUUCAAAGUCACUGGCAUGAAAACCUCAGAAAGAAAGAAACGACUGUUUAAGACUGUCAAACAGGAAAGAGAUGAUGAUGACAAUCAGAAAAAGAAUAUCUGGAAUUGGCUUCGAGGCCCUCUAAAUUCCUUGGGCAACUGGCACAAUAGGAGGGUGAAAACUACUCCACUCAUUAUAGGCAAUUCAGAUAAAUAAUCAAUAUGGUCACAGGUCCCAACAUCUGAAAGUCCACCUACAGAAGCUGGGCCUGCCCCUAAAUAAGUUGCACCUAAUUGCUCUGGGACUGAAGCCUUUUCCAUUUGUUGUCCAGAUAAGCAGUAGUUUGAUUCACAGUAGCUCUCCUACCUUUUUCCAACUGGACGGGCUACCUGGGAUUAAACCCAAGGAGGCGGUUUUGAUCCUAGAAGGCACAGUAUGUGUCUCUCCCUAGGGGAUUGUUGGCUCUCAGCAUAUACAUUUGUCAAUAAAACUUAUUUUCUCACCCUAA
Molecule: messenger RNA, 7933 nt
Organism: Felis catus (domestic cat)
Lineage: Eukaryota; Metazoa; Chordata; Mammalia; Carnivora; Felidae
Product: maestro heat-like repeat-containing protein family member 1
Exons: 39
Coding region: 3121-7641 (1506 amino acids)
Cellular component (GO): cytoplasm
Source: RefSeq, a predicted model, not a curated record